Messenger RNA from Dendronephthya gigantea, 1780 nucleotides. Its product is annotated as G2/M phase-specific E3 ubiquitin-protein ligase-like. The transcript is spliced from 8 exons. Lineage: Eukaryota; Metazoa; Cnidaria; Anthozoa; Malacalcyonacea; Nephtheidae. Gene Ontology annotation, molecular function: ubiquitin-protein transferase activity; ubiquitin binding. Bases 380 to 1780 code for a protein of 466 amino acids. The record is from RefSeq and is a predicted model, not a curated record.
ACUCCCUUAUGGCAGCUGGGCUUGGCAAAAUGAAAGUCGUUUUUCCUAACAAGAAUGCAUCUCAUGAAGAACUACAAAAAUUCAUGGAAGAAAAGUUUCCAAAGAUGAAAGGAUCGGGAGGGUUUGAAGUUUUGAGAGCUGUUGGAGGUGGUGGAGGACAAAGGGUACUCAGUCUUAUCCCACCAAGCAGAGAAGGAUAUUCUGUAUCAUACCUCAAAGAAAGGUUGGGCCAGGCCGUAGCCUAUUUCCGUCCACUACAAAUUGAUUUGGAUGAAACUGAAGUGAAAUAUGAUGAUGUUGGUCCAGUUAUCAAUUGUAUCAAAUGCAGCACUAGCUUCACAUAUGGUGAAUUUAAAAAUCACCUGAUGGGCAUAAAAAUAUGGAUUUAUCAACUGAAGUAUCGGAUGACGAGGUUAGGGUUCCACCUGAAGUGGAAGCUAUCAAUGCAGACAAGGUACCUCAGGAAAUACAAGAUGCGUAUGAGAGCCCGAUAUGUACUAGUGUCUCAGACAAAAAAGAAGUUAAGGAUAAAAGUGAUUGCAUUUCCCACCUGAAAGACAUGUUUCCGAACACAAGUAUCGAAACAUUGCAAAAUUCGUAUGCAAAUAAACAAGGAAAUGUGUCUGAGGUGGUUGAUGAGCUGAUUGGAGGAUGGGAUGGGCAAUUGGAAGAUUAUUUUCCUGAUUUUGAAACAAUGAUGGAGAAUAUUGAUGCAGAUGAACCACUAAAUCUUGCUGAACAUCUUCAAAAACUAGCACCCACAAAAAUAACUCCUCAAAGAUUAUCUGUUGAUCGUGGUAGCCUGUUUAAAGACAGUGUGUCAUUUUUCAAAAAGUCAAGUUUCGAUUUUGACUCCCCAGUGAAAAUAGUAUUUGAAAACGAGCCUGCAAUCGAUGGAGGGGGUCCUAGGAGAGAAUAUUUUACUCUCUUAUUGAAUUGCUUGGUUUCUCCUAGCAAUUUUGUACGACUGUUUGAAGGAAGUGAAGCCCGAUUACUACCAAUGCAUAAUACAGAUGCAUUAAGGGCCAGUCUUUAUAAAGUAGCUGGAAGAAUUAUUGCAACAUCCAUUUUGAAUGGAGGUCCAGGCUUUCCAUUUUUAUCCCCUGCAAUCUAUUCAUACCUAAUUUCAGGCUUAAGUCAGGAUAUUGACAUUGUGAAGGAGGAUAUAGCAGACAUAGAUAUUAGAGAUAUUGUAACACAGAUUGAUUCCUUAGAUAACUUUGAAAAUAUUCCUGAUCAAAUCCUUGAUGCACUUGUGGAAACUGGUUUUACUAAAAAAAUCACCAAAGAGAAUAAACUUGAAGCUAUCACAAGCAUAAUGCUGAACACAGUGAUCUUAAUGCGUAAAGCUGAGCUUGAUCAAUUUGGUCAAGGUCUUGGCCCAAUACUAAAUGAAGCACAGAAGCAUCCUGAUGUUUUCAAGCCCUUGUUUGUUCAUGUUGGUGAUGUGGAUCUUACCCCAGAAAUGUUUAAAAGUCUAUUGAUGCAUACACACUUAGAUGACCCAAUCAAAGGCUAUUUUUACAAGUAUAUUGAUAAUUUGGAUGCAAAGGGUUUGCAAAAGUUGUUGGCAUUUUCUACUGGUGCAAGUAGUAUACCACCAAUGGGUUUUCAUGAACCUGACAAGAUAACUCUCACAACUAUUGAAAGUGUUUUGCCAAAUUCCAAUACAUGUCCUAUGGAUUUAGAACUACCAAAAAAAGUUGCCAAUUUUGAAGAGUUUUCCAGACAGAUGAACAUUGCCUUGGACAUGCAAGCAAUGGGAUUUGGCAUCAUAUAA